Fusarium oxysporum Fo47 is the source of this 831-nucleotide messenger RNA. RefSeq lists its product as uncharacterized. Lineage: Eukaryota; Fungi; Ascomycota; Sordariomycetes; Hypocreales; Nectriaceae. The record is from RefSeq and is a predicted model, not a curated record. The transcript has 5 exons. The coding region runs from base 1 to 831 and encodes 276 amino acids. Gene Ontology annotation, cellular component: plasma membrane; endoplasmic reticulum.
AUGCCCUGCCGUGAGGAUGAAAACGGCGCUGAUUCCAGAAUACAGAUUGGGACAGGCAACCCUGGGCUAAAGCACACAAUGCAUAGCACUGGUACCAUGCUCGAGUUAGCCAUCUCAACUACUUGCCAAGUCGUCGGUCGUAACGGCAUGCGUGCUCUCUGGAUCGUCUUCGGGAUUACCGGUAUGGUCAUCGCGUCCGCUGUCUUCGCUCUACGGUCCUCUACCAUUGUCAUGUCUCGCCGAUUAUACCAUGUUAUUACUACUUUGAUUACCAUUAUUUCCGCUCUUUCUUACUUCGCCAUGGCAUCAGGCCAUGCUGCGGCCUUCAUCUGCCAAACGAUCAGAGAAGACCAUAAGCAUGUACCCAAUAUACUUCGCCAUGUUUGCCGUGAGGUAUUCUGGGCUCGUUUUGUUGAUUCGAGCCUGACAAUCCCUCUUUUGUUACUGGAGCUCUGUCUUCUCGCUGGGGUUGAUGGCGCUCACACCUUAAUGGCUAUUGUGGCUGUUCUUGUUAUGGUCUUGUCAGGGCUCUUUGCGGCCUUCGGCUGUGACAAUACCGCGCAGACAUGGGGGUGGUUCGCGAUCGCAUGCUUUUCUUAUCUGUUUGUCAUCUGGCAUGUUGCAGUUCAUGGUUCUCAAACGUUCCAUGGCCACCUUCAUUCUGAUUCUCUGGACGAUUUACCUAAUUGUUUGGGGUAUCUCAGACGGCGCAAAAAAUAUAUCUGUGGACUCGGCAAUUAUCGCCUACGCCGUCCUAGAUGUAUUGACGAAACCAGUUUUUGGGGCUUGGCUCCUCAUAGCCCAUCAUCAGAUUCCGGAGAUCAAUUUUGA